ACUUACUUUUUUGUAGUUAGCGAAGUUCAUGCCAUAAUAUGUAUUGCUUCUAUUGUGUAACAGACUUACCAGCAUCAAAAAGCCAAUCUACUGUCCAUCUGCGAAAGUGAUGGCCUCCACAAAGGUAUCCGAGAAGCUGCUGCAAGGUGGACCAUUCAAAAGCCAGCUUGCUCCCGAGAUGUACGCAGAACUAAGCGCCAAUCCUGGAGAACAUCUCAAAGGCAUAUUUCAGGUAUUCAAGACAGUGUUUACUACUCUAAGCGAUGAAAGUCAGCAGUUCCUGGACCUUGGUUGUGGAGCGGGAGACUUCACGCGAGAGUGGAUCUUACCAUCAUGCCAGCCAUGCAAGAGGAUCUUGGCUGUUGAUGCCUCGACAAGCAUGCUCGAAUACGCCAGAGAGAAAUACCCGCACGAGAAGGUCGUGUACGAACACCUGGACAUCGACGACGACGUGUCCGCCUUCUUGAAGAACCACGGCACCUUCCAGCGGGUGUACUCCUUCAACAUGCUGCAUUGGUCCAGAGACCUGCGCCGCGCCCUAGCCCAUAUCACCCAGUUACUCGCUCCUGGCGGCGAGUGUCUGCUGUUCUUCGUGGCAAGGGGCUUCGUGUUCGAGUCGUUCAAAGAGCUCAGUCGCCUUGAGCCUUGGUCAAAAUACGCUAACGUCCUUCUGCAAGCCGUACCAAAGAGCCACGACAUAGUCAACCAAAAAGAUCAGCAUGCCUACCUGACCGAAGCUAUUGCCUCGGCAGGACUGGUCCCUUAUACCGCUGAAGUUUUGGUCAGGAAUGUAUUGCCCCGCAGAAGAAUUGGCGCCUAUCAAGGGAUGGCCGAGAUAGCCAAUCCACUUUUGUCGAUCCUGAGGGACGACGAGAAGCCUGCUCUCCUGGAUGCGCUGUCGACGCACCUACCUAAAUGGCGCGAAUCAUACAGCAGAGGAGGCGGUCCGGUUUUGUCAUCAAGAUUCCUCGUGCACGCCGUAAAGCCAUAGCAUUUAUGAACCCUUCGUAUGCAUGCACAUGAAGUCCACAGAUAAUGAUAGGAAGGAAAGCAUAGUUAAAUAUCUGUACUUUCAAUUAUGUUUUGAAGUUGUGAAUUAUAAUUACGACGACAACAAAAAAGUGAAACCUCGUCGCAUAUGGGAGCGAAAUCCCCCUCCUCCGCAUACACAGGCGCGCCUAAUCUUCAACG
Messenger RNA from Dermacentor silvarum, 1191 nucleotides. RefSeq names its product juvenile hormone acid O-methyltransferase-like. NCBI's taxonomy places the organism in Eukaryota, Metazoa, Arthropoda, Arachnida, Ixodida, Ixodidae. The coding region runs from base 110 to 991 and encodes 293 amino acids. The record is from RefSeq and is a predicted model, not a curated record. The transcript is spliced from 6 exons. Gene Ontology annotation, molecular function: S-adenosylmethionine-dependent methyltransferase activity.